AUGGUGUUCAUCAACGGCUUCAGCUUCACGGAAGCGACGCUCGUCAAGCGGUCCCUCGAAUCCUUCUUCGGCAUCGGGCCCUCGGUCUCGCAGCGCAUCAUGGCGAAAUUCUACAUCCACCCGUGGGCGAAAGUCGGCAGUCUGAAAAAUGCGACAGUCAUGGAUCUGACGGCCGAGCUGGCGAACAUGAAGAUUGAGAAUGAUUUGCGGCGGCAGGUGCAGGACGAUAUUCGGAGAUUGAGGGAUAUGGGCACAUAUCGUGGAAGAAGGCAUGCUAUGGGUUUGCCUGUGAGGGGUCAGAGAACAAGGACACAGAUUGCAACUGCACGACGGUUGAACAAGAUGGAACGAGGCGGUACAGGAAGAGUGGGAUUGUAA
Alternaria arborescens is the source of this 378-nucleotide messenger RNA. RefSeq lists its product as hypothetical. Bases 1 to 378 code for a protein of 125 amino acids. Gene Ontology annotation, cellular component: mitochondrion; small ribosomal subunit; ribosome. The transcript is spliced from 3 exons. The record is from RefSeq and is a predicted model, not a curated record. Lineage: Eukaryota; Fungi; Ascomycota; Dothideomycetes; Pleosporales; Pleosporaceae. Gene Ontology annotation, molecular function: structural constituent of ribosome; RNA binding. Gene Ontology annotation, biological process: translation.